Cygnus olor (mute swan) is the source of this 1950-nucleotide messenger RNA. RefSeq names its product SLAIN motif family member 1 (gene SLAIN1). Gene Ontology annotation, cellular component: microtubule plus-end. The transcript is spliced from 8 exons. Gene Ontology annotation, biological process: microtubule nucleation; positive regulation of microtubule polymerization; cytoplasmic microtubule organization. Lineage: Eukaryota; Metazoa; Chordata; Aves; Anseriformes; Anatidae. The record is from RefSeq and is a predicted model, not a curated record. Bases 97 to 1800 code for a protein of 567 amino acids.
GAGCCCCCGGAGCCCCCCCGGAGCCCCCCGGUGCCCCCACCCCAGCCGCGGUGCCGGGCGCUGCCCCCCGGCGGCUUGGCGGAGCAGGUAGGGAGGAUGGAGGCCGCCUUGCUGAAGCCGGCGAUGAUGGCGGAGGUGAAGGGGAGCGGCUCCGGCCCGGCCGUCAGCGCCGAGCUGGAGGUGAAGAAGCUGCAGGAGCUGGUGAGGAAGCUGGAGAAGCAAAACGAGCAGCUCCGCAGCCGAGCCGCAGCCGCCGCCGCCACCCCCGGCCCGCACCUGCUGCUGGCCCCCGGGGGGCUGCGCCCCUCCAGCCCCCCCGUGCCGCCCUGCGUGCCCAGCCCGGCGCCCCCCGCUGCUGUGCAGGAGCCCCUCGCCUAUUUCAAGCCCUCUCCCGGCGGCGGGGGGCAAGAAGUAGGCGCCCCGGGGGCUGCCACGGUGCUGGACGAGGUGGCGGUGCUGGAGCUGGAGGAUGGAUGCUGCGGGCAGGACGAGGAUACGUGGUUGUAUGUCUUGCCUACCAAGACUUUUACCCUUCAAGAGAAGUCACUGAGUCCUCUGCAGUGGUGCAGACGUGUUCUGGAUCAUCCAAGUCCUGAGAUAGAGGCUGCAAAACGUUCCCUAUGCUUUAGAUUGGAACAAGCUAGCCGAUGGCGGAACCUCUUCUCUACACCUGUCUCCUUGGCUUUUCCCUAUAGUCCCGUUGCAAGACUCACCCCAUAUACCAAUGGCUUUAAUAGUCCCAGCUUCUCUAAAACCUCCAGUAAAGCAAUACUAACACCUGAACGGACAGGUUACAUUUCUAGAAGUUCCCCUUUGAGCCCACAGUCAUCAAUAGACAGUGAGCUGAGCACCUCAGAGCUGGAGGAUGACUCAAUCUCCAUGGGAUACAAACUGCAGGACCUCACUGAUGUUCAGAUCAUGGCUCGUCUACAGGAAGAGAGCCUUAGACAAGAUUAUGCUACAACUUCAGCGUCAGUGUCAAGACACAGUUCGAGUGUAUCACUGCACUCAGGAAAGAAGGGGACAUGCAGCGACCAGGAAUAUGAUCGCUAUAGCCUUGAGGACGAGGAAGAGUUUGACCACCUCCCGCCUCCACAACCACGCCUCACCCGCUGCUCCCCCUUCCAGAGAGGAAUCCCACAUUCACAGACUUUCUCCAGUAUUCGGGACUGCAGGAGAAGCCCAACUUCCCAGCACUUCCCUUCAAGUACUUACCAGCAGCCCUACUAUUCUCCUCAAGCCCAAACACCAGAGCAGCAACCAAAUAGGAUUAAUGGAGAUAAACUCCGAAGAAGCAUGCCGAACCUAGCUCGGAUGCCAAGUACUCCCACCAUUAACAAUGCUGCUGGCUUUGCUAGUUCUCCAGUCACUGUGAGGAACAGUCAGAGCUUUGAUUCCAAUCUACAUGGAGCGAGUAAUGGGAUUUCAAGGAUGCAGUCGUGUAUUCCAUCACCAGGACAGCUUCAGCACAGAGUUCACAGUGUGGGACAUUUUCCAGUGUCUGUCAGGCAGCCUCUCAAAGCUACUGCCUAUGUAAGCCCAACUGUACAAGGCAGUAGUAUUCCAGUGUCCAACAAUUUACAGCUAUAUUCUAACACUGGGAUCCCAAUGCCAAACAAGACUGCUAGUCAAGGGACUGUGGGGCGCAGUGCUCUUCCAAGACCCUCGUUGGCCAUCAAUGGGAGCGGCAUACCCAGAAGUAAAAUUGCACAGCCAGUUCGAAGUUUUCUUCAGCCUCCUAAGCCACUUUCAUCACUGAGCACGAUGCGGGAAGGAAACUGGAGAGAUGGCUGCUAUUGAUGAAAGAUGCCCAUGAACAGUGGAAAAUAAGUAACGUGGAUUUCAUUACCCAGCUGGCUGGGGUAACAAUGACUUGGGAAAGGAGGGUCGUGCAGUAUUAUUUCCCCUGGGAUUUUAAUAUGUAAACAUCCAUAAUGCAAUGCCAUUUUU